AUGUCAGAGCCCAGGAAGUUAGCAGAAAAACAUUCCAUGGAUAUACCCCAUGUGACAUCCAUCGAAUUACCCUUGAAUGUUAAGAAUCCAGAUCGAGCAAUUGCCAUGCUUGGAGGCAAGGACCGAAUCGCAACUGCAAUAAAUGCCCAAUCCAACCCCAACCGAUUCAAUCUUGCGCUUGAGAAUACGUUGGAGUUACGAUUACGUAACGAUCCAUUCCAUCACCCUAUACAAUCGCUGAUUGGUACCCAAGAGCGAGUAUUGUUGAAGAUGUCCAUCCCUAAGAAGAGCUUACCUCCUGAUUUCCAUGACAACCCCAGUAAAUACCCUAUUCGAGAGUUACUUGAGAGAAAUAAGCAGAAUAAAGAGACCACCAGAGCUAAUAUCCAGCCCGUGGCUAUUGUCGAUCGAAACUAUCUGUUCAAGUCAAUUGCCGAUUUUCAAGUGUCUACCAAGAAUAAUCCCAUAAUUCAAGAAUUCAGUAGUGCUAUUCUUAACGGAAAGAAUUUUGAUACAAUGGACAAGUAUUUGCAAAGCCACAAGAACUUCGUAGGUCUUGAUGAUUUCAAAGACGAGAAUUACUUCAAGAAUACCGAGCAUGGAUUUAUUCCACCUCCUGUUCUUUCUCCUAUUAGAUUCCCAUUCGAUUACAGGUAUCAGAAGAACCCAUUGACUACUGCAAUCAAGGAUGUCAAGAGUGGAGAGAUUAAAGUGGUGCCUAAUAGAAGUACGAUGAAGCUAUACACAAUUAUGCUUGACUAUCACACCGGUGACAUACCUCGUCAUCCUGCUUCUGAAUUACAGGAAAAUUACAAGAAACUAACGAAAAAGAAAUUGGCCGUGAACAGUCCUGAUGCUGUUUUGUUGGAAUGUAUCAAGUGGGUUAAAAGGAUAUUCAAAAUAAAGCCAAUUUGGUUAAGGAAACAAUUGGAGGAUAUUAUUCCUGAUAAGUUUAGAAGAACACUCAAACAAGCCUUGCCUUAUGUAUCGUACAUUUACAAGAGUGGUCCGUGGAGAUUUGCCAAUAUUAAAUUAGGAGUUGAUCCCAAAAAUGAUCCUAGCUUUUGGAUAUACCAAAGUGAAUAUUUCAGAAUCCCAGGAUUGAAAUUCACCACGUUCAUGGCCAACAAGACUGGCAGUCAACGAAUAGUUCCUAGAACCAUUCUUGAAGCCAAUAGACGGGCAGGGAAUAUAGACGAAGCCAAUGAAGUUGAAGUCAGUGAACUGCUAUUCUUCAAUGGGGUUACAUUGCCUUCCACCGUGACAUUCCAACUUGGUGAUAUCUUGGAUUUGGAUAUCACUACAAUUAUUGAAGAUCAUGUGAAACACAUGGGUAACGAUUUUCUUCGCGAACAUUGUGAUUUCCAAGAUGGGUGGCUUAAUCGACAAAGUAUGGAGGUUCUUCGAAGAAUAGUCCGUUACAAGUUGAACCGAAUGGUCAAGGAUGAACCAAUUGAUCAAAAUAAGAUUUACAAGAUAAUAAACACUGAUUAUAUAGUAGAGGAAUUGGGUGGUCUGGCUGAACCUGAGGCAGAUGGCGACGAAGCCGGAGACGAGGAAGAAGUGGAGGGAGAUGACGAAGAUAUUGAGGCAGAAGCAGAGGCAGAAGAAGAAGAAACCAAUGGAACAGAUACUGUUGAUGAAAGAAGUGUAAUGAACAGGCUAGACGAAUUAACGGAAGAUGCUUCAAGUAAGUUAAGCAGAUUGGUUGGCUUUAUCAAACAGGACUCUAUAGAAAAUUAG
This is a messenger RNA of Spathaspora passalidarum NRRL Y-27907, 1743 nucleotides long. RefSeq names its product transcription factor TFIIIC subunit. The transcript has a single exon. Gene Ontology annotation, cellular component: transcription factor TFIIIC complex. Bases 1 to 1743 code for a protein of 580 amino acids. NCBI's taxonomy places the organism in Eukaryota, Fungi, Ascomycota, Pichiomycetes, Serinales, Debaryomycetaceae. Gene Ontology annotation, biological process: transcription initiation at RNA polymerase III promoter. The record is from RefSeq and is a predicted model, not a curated record.